Loxodonta africana (African savanna elephant) is the source of this 10688-nucleotide messenger RNA. RefSeq names its product Bardet-Biedl syndrome 1 (gene BBS1). Gene Ontology annotation, molecular function: patched binding; smoothened binding. Gene Ontology annotation, biological process: protein localization to cilium; non-motile cilium assembly. NCBI's taxonomy places the organism in Eukaryota, Metazoa, Chordata, Mammalia, Proboscidea, Elephantidae. The transcript has 17 exons. Gene Ontology annotation, cellular component: BBSome; centrosome; axoneme. The record is from RefSeq and is a predicted model, not a curated record. The coding region runs from base 53 to 1831 and encodes 592 amino acids.
GUGUUGCGCGGCGGCAGGGGAGGAGUCGGUUGCUAGGGAGACGCCUGCGAAGAUGGCUGCAGCAGCUUCGUCGGAAUCCAGCAGCUGCCGAGCUGAGAGUGAGGCCAGUUCGAAAUGGCUGGACGCGCACUACGACCCCGUGGCCAACAUCCACACCUUUUCCGCCUGCCUGGCGCUGGCAGACUUGCAUGGGGACGGGGAGUACAAGCUGGUGGUGGGGGACCUUGGCCCUGGUGGGGGACAGCCCUGCCUGAAGGUGCUCAAAGGGCCGAUGGUGCUGACUGAGAGCCCCCUGCCUGCCCUGCCGGCUGCUGCUGCCACCUUCCUCAUGGAGCAGCAUGAGCCCCGGACGCCAGCCCUGGCUCUCGCUUCAGGGCCUUGUGUCUACAUUUAUAAGAAUCUUAGGCCCUACUUCAAGUUUAGUCUACCCCAGUUGCCUCCAAACCCCCUGGAACAAGACCUUUGGAACCAGGCCAAGGAGGACCGGAUUGACCCUUUAACACUGAAGGAGAUGCUAGAGGGGAUCCGGGAGAAGGCUGAGGUACCUUUGUCUGUGCAGUCACUCAGGUUUCUGCAGCUGGAGCUAAGUGAGAUGGAGGCGUUUGUGAACCAGCACAAGUCCAAGGCCAUCAAGCGGCAGACAGUCAUCACCACCAUGACCACCCUGAAGAAGAACCUGGCUGACGAGGACGCCAUGUCUUGCCUGGUGCUGGGCACCGAGAACAAGGAGCUGCUGGUGCUGGACCCUGAGGCUUUCACUGUAUUGACCAAGAUGAGUCUUCCCAGCGUCCCUGUGUUCCUGGAGAUUUCAGGCCAGUUCGAUGUCGAGUUCCGGCUUGCUGCUGCCUGCCGCAACGGGAACAUCUAUAUUCUGAGAAGAGACUCCAAGCACCCCAAGUACUGCAUUGAGCUGCGCGCCCAGCCCGUUGGGCUUGUCCGGGUACACAAGGUCCUGGUGGUGGGCAGCACCCAAGACAGCCUGCACGGCUUCACCCACAAGGGCAAGAAGCUGUGGACAGUGCAGAUGCCCGCACCCAUCCUGACCAUGAACCUCCUGGAGCAGCGCUCCCGGGGUCUGCAGGCCGUCAUGGCCGGACUGGCCAACAGUGAGGUCCGCAUCUACCGCGACAAGGCCCUGCUCAACGUCAUCCGCACCCCGGACGGAGUGACCAGCCUUUGCUUUGGCCGCUACGGGCGGGAAGACAACACCCUCAUCAUGACCACAAAAGGAGGCGGCCUCAUUAUCAAGAUCCUAAAGCGCACAGCCGUAUUUGUGGAGCGGGGAGGUGAGGUGGGCCCCCCACCAGCCCAGUCCAUGAAGCUCAGCGUGCCCCGCAAGACCCGGCUCUACGUGGACCAGACCCUGCGAGAGCGUGAGGCUGGCACCGCCAUGCACCGAACCUUCCAGACAGACCUCUACCUGCUGCGCCUCCGCGCCGCCCGGGCCUACGUGCAGGCCCUUGAGUCCAGCCUGAGCCCCGUGUCUGCGACAGCUCGGGAGCCACUCAAGCUGCAUGCAGUGGUCCAGGGCCUGGGCCCCACCUUUAAGCUCACACUGCACCUGCAGAACACCUCGAUGGCCCGGCCCAUCGUGGGGCUCCUGAUCUGCUUCCUGUACAACCAGGCGUUCUAUGCCCUGCCCCGGGCCUUCUUCAAGGUCCCAUUGCUGGUGCCAGGGCUCAGCUACCCCCUGGAGACCUUUGUGGAGAGUCUCAGUGACAAGGGCAUCUCAGACAGCAUAAAGGUGCUGGUGCUUCGGGAAGGUCAGGCCGCGCCUCUGCUGAGUGCCCACGUCAACAUGCCUGUGAGCGAGGGGCUGGCAGCCGCCUGACCCUACAAACCUGUGUGGAGCCAGAACCAGGGGACACACCAGCUCCGCUGGCUGGCAGGGCUCCACACAGCAGACAGUGCCCCUCUUUGCUCCUCAAUGCCCCUUUCUCACCAACCCCACCGCUGUGCCUAGGGCAGCAGGUCAGCGAGCCCCCAGAGGGUUCAGCUCCUUCUCCUUCAGCUCCUGCUGCUCCUCCGCCCCCACCCCUGGUAUUCUCCCGAAACCAGACCCAGGUCCAAAGGAGCAGCAUGGACUGCGUAGAGGUGAGGUGAGGGGAGAGGCCCAGCCCUUCUCCUUGGCCUCUUCCCUUUGGCCCGUCACUCUGCUGCCAAGGUCUGAGACAGCCCUGUUCCCAGCUCGGCUUGUAGGCCAAGUACAUGCUGUGGGCUCCCCUCAUCGGCUGACCAAGGGGCCCCUCCUUCUGUUCCGAAGGCUUCCCUGAAAUCUUGGACUCGGCCAGGGUCUUAGCCCUACGAUGCUCCGGAAGGCUGCGGAACGGUAGAGGGCAGCCCCCACAGGGCGCUGAGGACCACACACAGCUGCCCCCAACCUGGAUACUCAUGCCCAGCAGAGGAAGGCUAAGCCAGGCAGAGCAGAGGUGGGGCCAGGGUACACAGGGGAGGUGUCACAGAACUGCCCAUCGAGAUGCCCUCUUCAGCCCUGGCCCCCAGCUCAGUCAUGUGGGCAGACAGUUCAUGGGGCAGCAGCCACAGUGUGAGAGAAUUAGCUGGAAAGCCAAGGGCCAGCGACCCUGGGUGCCUCCAGGAGCCCCUGGCACAUCUGCCUGGCCCACCUCCCUGUCCUCCUCUGUGGGGCUGGUGCUAUAGGGGCCACCCUGUGGCACUUGUGAGCCAGGAUCCAUGCCCCCUGGAGAUCUUUACUGUCCCCUACCUGACCAGGUGCAGCCCAUUGCUGGUGGACAGCUCAGCUUAGGGGAGGUAACCAAGCCCUCUGGGCUUCAGUGUCCCCACAUGUAAAAUGAGGGCUUCUGACCAGACUGUAACCUUCUUCAACUCUGACACCCCAUCAACUUGGCAGCCCCUCAGGAGAAAACGAGGAGCCGGCUCCAGAAAGGUGACACUUGACAGGAAUCACUGCAGAACUUUUGCUUUUGAGCCAAGGGCCCAAGCCUCUGUGCCCAAGACACAGUGGGAGACAGGGUGACAGCCACAGCCCACCCUGCCCUUGGCAUGGUGAGGGAAGUAAGGGGCCUGGCCCAAAGAAAGAACCCGUCCCCUCUUCUCUGCCUGCCCGGCCACAGUUGAAGCAGCCACUCACUAACACAGUGUCGUUGGGUUAGGAUGGCGAAGGGUUUCCGGAUCUAAGGGUUUCCAGAUCAAGCCAGCACAGGCACAGCUGGGACAAGCAGGAGCUUAACCUGGAAAUGGAAAGAUGUGGCUUGGAGGGAGUGUCGCCCCCAAGGGCAGCUGUCAGUCAGAGAUUUCAACUUAACCUGGAAGAACUUUCUAAUGGAGCUUACCAGACAGGGAAGUACCUAGAAGGCAACCAGCUCCUUGUCCCUGGAGCUGUGCAAGCAGAGGCCAGGCUGUCACGUGGAGGGUAGUGUGCUGGGCCAGGCGACAUCACCGUCCCUUCACCCCACUUAAGCUAGGAACAAGGAACUCAGAAUAAGAAAGUCUGAUCCAAGUCCUACUCAGAGCUAUUAAUAAAUGAGGAGGAGGAGAAACCGCGCCUACCUGUGCCCAUUGCCUAAGGUGGAUUUAUAAAGUGUGAUACUUUUUUCCCCAGUUGCCAGUGGGUGAGUUCUGACUCAUGGCGAGUUCAAGUGUAAUACUCUGUAACAUAUAGUGUAAUACUGUCGUUAGUUGUCAAGUCAGUAUUGACUCACGACAACCCUGUGUGUGCAGAGUCAAACUGCUGUGUUGAGUUUUCAAGGCUGUGACCUUUCAGAAGCAGAUUGCCAGGCCUGUCUUCUGAGGUACCGGUGGGUUCGAAUCGCCAGCCUUUCUUCUAAUAAUCGAGCGCUUAACCAUUUGCGCCACCCAGGGACUCCAGUAAUACAUGCCCCUUAUUAAAAAUAGAUAUGUGAACUGCACUGUGGACAAGUGUACACCAAACAAUAUAAAGAAGAAAAAGUACCCGGUUCCCACUGCACGUACUGGUUAGAGCUAAGGAAAUUGUGUACAUUAAGGAUGAGGAAAAGGAGGUUAAAGUCACUGUCCUUUUUUUUUUAAAAAAAAAUAUCAAAAAGCAUGUACCUACUUGUUAGGUGCCAUUGAGUCGGUUCCGACUCAUAGCAACCCUAUGUACAACAGAACCAAACACUGUGCCAUCCUCACAAUCAUUGUCAUGUUUGACCCCAUUGUUGCAGCCACUGUGUCAAUCCAUCUCGUUGAGGGUCAUCCUCUUUUUUGCUGACCCUGUGCUUUACCAAGCAUAAUGUCCUCCUCCAGGGACUGAUCCCUCCUGACAACAUGUCCAAAGUAUGUGAGACAAAGUGUCACCAUCCUUGCUUCUAAGGAGCAUUCUGGUUGUACCUCUUCCAAGACAGAUUUGUUCUUUCCUUUGGCAGUCCAUGGUCUAUUUAAUAUUCUUCACCAACCCUGUCUCUCAAAGGCAUCAGUUUUUCGGUCUUCCUUAUUCAUUGUCCAGCUUUCACAUGCAUAUGAGGCAAUUGAAAACACCAUGGCUUGGGUCAGGUGCACCUUAGUCCUCAAGGUGACAUCUUUGCUUUUGAACACUUUGAAGAGGUCUUUUGCAGCAGAUUUGCCCAACGCAAUGCAUCAUUUGAUUUCCUGACCGCUGCUUCCAUGGGUGUUGAUUGUGGAUUCAAGUAAAAUGAAAUCCUUGACAACCUCAAUGUUUUCUCCAUUUAUCAUGAUGUUGGUUAUUGGUCCAGUUGUGAGGAUUUUUGUUUUCUUUAUGUUGAGGUGCAAUCCAUACUGAAGGCUGUGGUCUUUGAUCUUCAUCAGUAAGUGCUUCCUCUUCACUUUUAGCAAGCAAGGUUGUGUCAUCUGCGUAACGCAGGUCGUUCAUGAAUCUUCCUCCAGUCGUUAUGCCCCAUUCUUCAUAUAGUCCAGCUUCUUGAAUUAUUUGCUUAGCAUACAGAUUGAGUAAGUAUGGUAAAAGGAUACAAUUCUUGAUGCACACUUUGCCUGAUUUUAAACCACACAGUAUCCCGUUUUUCUGUUUGAACAGCUGCCUCGAUCUGUGUAUAGGUUCCUCAUGAGCACAAUUAAGUGUUCUGGAAUUCCUGUUCUUUGCAAUGUUAUCCGUAAUUUGUUAUGAUCCACACAGUCAAAUGCCUCUGUGUCGUCACUAAAACACAGGAAAACAUCCUUCUGGUAUUCUCUGCUUUCAGCCAGGAGCCAUCUGGCAUCAGCAAUAAUAUCCCUGGUUCCAUGUCCUCUUCCGAAUCCAGCUUGGGUAUCUGGCAGUUCCCUGUAAAUGUAUUGCUGCAGCCGCUUUUGAAUAAUCUUCAGCAAAAUUUUACUUGCAUGUGAUAUUGAUAUUGUUUGAUAAUUUCCACAUUCGGUGGGAUCACCUUUCUUUGGAAUAGGCAUAAACAUGGAUCUCUUCCAGUCAGUUGGCUGCGUAGCUGUCUUCCAUAUUUCUUGGAGUAGACAAGUGAGGACUUCAGCCCUGCAUCUGUUUGUUGAAAUAUCUCAGUUGGUAUUCCAUCAAUUCUGGAGCCUCGUUUUUCACCAAUGCCUUCAGUGCAGCUUGGACCUCUUCCUUCAGUACCAUUGGUUCCCGAUCAUAUCCUACCUCCUGAAAUGGUUGAAUGUUGACUCUGUAUUUCUUCCAUCUUCUUUUGAUGCUUCCUGCAUCGUUUAAUAUUUUCCCCAUAGAAUCCUUCAGUAUUGCAACUUGAGGCUUGAAUAUUUUUCUUCUAUUCUUUCAGCUUGAGAAAUGCUGAGUGUUCUUCCCUUUUAGUUUUCUAACUCCAGGUCUUUGCACACUUCGUUGUAAUACUUUGUUUUCUCUAGCCACCCUUUGAAAUCUUCUGUUCAGCUCUUUUACUUCAUCAUUUUUUCCGUUUGCUUCAGAGUCUCUUCUGACAUCCAUUUUAGUCUUUUCUUUCCUGUCUUUUGCUUUCUUCAUGUGUGAUGUUCUUGAUGUCAUCCCACACCUCAUCUGGUCUUCAGUCAUUAGUAUUCAAUGAGUCAAGUCUAUUCUUGAGAUAGUCCCUGAAUUCAGGUGAGAUAUACUCAAGGUUGUACUUUGGCUCUUGUGGACCUGUUUUAAUUUUCUUCAACUUCAGCUUGAGUUUGCAUAUGAGCAAUUGAUGAUCUGUUCUACAGUCAGCCUCUGGCCUUGCUCUGACUGAUGAUAUUGAACUUCUCCAUUGUCUCUUUCCACGGGUGUAGUUGGUUUGAUUCCUGUGUAUUCCAUCUGGCAAGGUCCAUGUGUAUAAUUGCUGUUUAUGUUUUUGACAAAGGUAUUUCCAAUUAAUAGGUCGUUGGCUGCAAAAUUCUAUCAUUCGCUCUCCAGUGUAGUUUCUAUCACAAAGGCCAUAUUUUCCAACUUUGUUCCAACUUUGUUUCCAACUUUCUCGUUUCAAUCACCAAUAAUUAUCAAUGCAUCCUGAUUGCAUGUUCAGUCAAUUGCAGACUGCAGAAGUUGAUAAAAAUCUUCAGUUUCUUCAUCUUUGGCAUUAGUGGUUGGUACAUAAAUUUGAAUAAUAGUCGUAUUAACUGGUCUUCCUUGUAGGCAUACGGAUAUUAUCCUAUCACUGACAGCACUGUACUUCAGGAUAGAUCUUGAAAUGCUCUUUUCCUCAAUGAUUAUGACACCAUUCCUCUUCAAAUUGUCAUUCCCAGCACGGACCAUAUGAUAGUCCAAUUCCAAAUGGCCAUUACCAGUUCAUUUCAGCUCACUAAUGCCUAGAAUAUCAAACUUUUUAAGCAUUCCAUUUCAUUUUUGAGAACUUCCAAUUCUCCUAGAUUCAUACUUCGUACAUUCCACAUUCUGAUUAUAAUGGAUGUUUCAAAGGCUGCACUCUAUGGAAGCUGACUGCCACAUCUUCAGCAGCUGUUAGAUUUGAAACACUGACCUAUUCAGCAGGUCAUUUAUACUAAUUGCUAAUUCUUCCCCCAGGAGUCCCUAGGUGGCACAAACAAGCACUUGACUGCUAACCAAGAGGGUGGUGGUUUACAGGUACCCAGAGGUGCGUCAGAGGAAAGGUCUGGUGAUCCGUGCCUGAAAGAUGACAGGCUCAACGGCAACAGCAACAACAAAGUCUUCUACCGGUUCCACUAUCUCCCCGUGCUUCAGUGAAGCCGCCUGCUCCCGAGGCUGCUACAGAGCUGCGCUCCUAGGGCUUCCCUUUGCCUCUCCCGGGCUACAUCCCCUGAUUCCUGGACCCCAUGUCUUUUCCGGGCUACAUCCCCGGAUUCCUGGACCCCAUGUCUGUCUUCUCCGGGCUACAUCCCCUGAUUCCUGGACCCCAUGUCCUCUCCCUUUAUAGUUCUUUUACCCUUCAUUUGGUGAAGAAGCCUAUCUUCAGGUACCUUCUUUCAAAAGUCAUUAGAGUUAAAAAUUCUAAGACAUUGCUUGUGUGAAACUUUAUUCAGUUCUCACACUCAUGAUAGCUUGGCUGAGGUAUAAAACUCAAAGUUGAAAAUCAUUUUCAUGUAGGCAAGGACUCCUUGGUCUUCCAGCUCCUGGUAAUGCUUACUGAGCAGUUCCAUGCCAUUCCUACUUCUUCUCUUUCUUUGAGGGUUCGACGUUUCAGGACGUGCCUUCCUGUGUACCCUACUCGUUGUGCUGGGCACUACUUAGUCGGGGGACACAUACAUCCAUCCUUCAGUUUCAGGAAAUUUUGUUUGCAUCCUUUCUUUAGGGAUUUUCUCCCCUUUUUUUCUCUGUUCUCUCUGGAGCGCCUGUUAAGCCCAGCAUCUGAUAAAUUGUAAUUCCAGAAAGAAUUAGCAUUGAUUCUCUGAUUUUCUUCUGUCAUAUUGUCUUUCUGUUCAGUUUUCUGAGAUAGUUCUAUCUUCCAGCUCUUCUCCUGAAUUUUUUUAAUUUCCAACUCCUCUCAUCAAUCCUUAAUUGUGAUAUUUUUUCAAAGAUGCAGUAUCUUCUCACUUGUCUGAGAACAUUCUCUUUUUUUCUUUCAUUCCUUGCAUUAUCACUGUUUCCUCUGAGUUUUAUCCAAGCUUAGUGCUGGGUACACGUGGAGGGACCAUUCCUCAAAAUUUUUAACCAGCCCUGAUUAAGAGUUUGUGACUUGAAUUGAAUACCUGGGUGGUCCAAAAGGCCCCAAGUUGGAAAUUUAGUUUAAAGCUGGGCAAGGUUUGUGUGUCAUCAGGCAACUGACAGACAAAAACAUUUCCUCUCUUGAGUAAUUUACUUUUAACCCAAUCCCAAAGAAUCCCCAUUGAUAAGAUUCUAGGAAAUAUGAACUCAGUGUCCAAAAUCACAAAUUGCAGGAAAAAAAGGUAUAAUGCCUGAGCAAGAACCAACAGAAACAAAAGCCUGCAGAAUCAGACUCACAAGGAUUUAUUGCAAUUACCAAACACAGAAUAUAAAAUGUUUUCAAUAUAUUUAAAGAAAAUAUGAGUAAAGAGCAAGAGAUUAUGUAAAAUGCUGAAGCAGAUUUGAAAAGAACUAGAAAAGUAAAAUAUUUGAAAUGGAUCAACUGGUAAAACUUUAAAAAAAAAAAAAGCUGGAUAGGUUUAGCAACUGAAGAGAGAAGUAACUGGAUGAUAGAGCUGUAGGAAUUACCCAGAAUGACCAGGAACAGAGAGAGGUAACGGGAGCUAUUAAAAAGCAAGAAGGAUGGAGUAGAAAGGGCACAGGAAGUAUCCCAAGAUAUAAUGAUGGAGAAUUCUCUAGCACUGAUCAAAGACAUCAGUUCACAGAAUCAGUAAACCCAAUGAAUCCCAACAGAGUAAGUGAGAAGAAGUCCACGACUGGGCACCUCGUCGUAAGAACAGAGCACACCAAAGAUCCUAAAAGGAGAGACCGAAGUGGCUUCGUGAGGAAAAAGCUUGGAAGCAGUGGUAAUUGUUGUACGACACAGCGGAUAUAAUAAACGUCACUGACUUGUGCGUGUCAGAAUGGCGGAGAUGGUAAAUGUUACAUUUCACCACAAGAAAAAUGUUUUCAAAAAGUGAUCUUCAAAGGAUCAACCACAACAAAAGGAUGACAGAUGACUUAACAGCAACAAAGGAGACCAAGAGAUAGCAGUAUAAUAUCUUCAACGUUUCGAGAGAAAGUAACUACGGGAAAACCUGUGCACGUCAGAACCUGUGUAAGACAGAAACCUGGCAGAGAAGGAAAACUCAAAUAUUUUCCGCUAAAACGAGCUAUAGAAAAGUGGUAUAUUUCUGCCCUGUCAAAGGCAGAAAACUUGUGAGACCUGGGAAAACAAGGCAGUCUUGUCAAGUUCCAGCUUUCAGAGGUUUCACUGUAUUAACCUAGAGUUCUACACCCAGCAAAAAUAACUUUAAAUAAAAAUAAUUAAAAAAAAAAAAAACUAGAAAAGGUGGGACAAACAGCACAAAAUAAGGUGAUAGAAAUAUAUCCAAGUAUAAAAUUACAGUAAAUAUAAAUGACUGAACACUUGAAUUAGAAUACAAAAGAUGUUAUUUAGAUAAUAAAAUCCGUCUGUAGUCUUCUUAAGAGACAAAGAUUGAAAAUAAAACUCAGCAUAUUUGGAAUAGAAGUUCCUCAGCUUAAUGAAGGGCAUAGGACAUCAUGCUUGGUAGAGGGUCAGCAAAAAGAUGAAGACCCUCAACGAGAUGGACUGACACAGUGGCUGCAACAAUGGGCUCAAGCAUAAAAAUUGUGAGGAUGGCGCAGGGCUGACCGGCCAGUGUUCCGUUCUGUGGUACAUGGGGUCGCUAUGAGUCGGAACCGACUCGACAGCACCUAACAAUAAAAAACCCACGAAUUGACUCGACAGCAACAAGUUUAUAAAAACCCACAGCAAACAUAUUUAAUGGUGAAAUACUGAAAUUAUUCCCUUUGAGGGCAAAACAAGUCAAGUGUUUGCUACCUUUAUUCCACACUAUAUGGCAGUCUCACCCAUCUUGAAGGAGCAAGAAAUGCAAUUAUAAGAAUUAAAAGGAAGAACAAAACUGUCUUUUCAUAGAUGAUAUGAUUCUAAAUAUGAACUGAGAGGAAUCUACACGUAAAUUAUAAGAAUAAAUUUUGACAAAUUUGCUGGACACAUUCUACUUUCAAAAACUAUGUAUAAUAGCAUAAAAAUAUCAAGUACUUAAGAAAAAAUGAACAAAGUCAUGAUCUGAGAAAAAAUAUGUAACUUUAUUGAAAAAACAUUAAAUACAGAAAUACACCAUGUUCAUGAACUGGAAAAUUCAAUUUCAUGGAGACGUCAAUUUCCCCAAACUGAUGCAUUGAUUCAGUCUGGUUCCAUUCACAAUCUCAAAGGGGUUUUUAUGGGUGGGACCUGAUAAGCUGACUCUAAAAUUUAUAUGGAAGACAACAGACCAAGAAUAGACUUUAGCGGAUGAUACAAGGGUAGACAAAAUGACCAGUGAAACAAAUAGAAAACUAAACUGUAGUCUUUGCAGUGGAUCGCUGUCCAGCAGGGAAAAGGGGACCCCAUAGCUACGUGCAUUAAUGUGGAUAAAUGUCAGACACAUAACGAGUGAAAAGCCAAGUCAGAGAAGAAUGAACAUGGUAUAGAUUCCAUUUAUAUAAAAUUCACAAACAUACCAAACUAAUACCAGCUUAGGAAAUAAAACUAUACAGCAACGCCAGGGAAUGCCUAAGACUGUGUUUCCCCUACACGGAGGGGGGUCACGAGGGACGUCAAAUGUGGUGGUGGUCCUUUUCUCACAUGGGGGUGGAGGGGCAGGUUGUUGCUCUUUGUUUUACUAAUAUUUCCUGGCAUCUCAUCACUAUUUAACAAAGAGCAAGAGAAUAA